Messenger RNA from Atta colombica, 2500 nucleotides. RefSeq names its product protein couch potato-like. The record is from RefSeq and is a predicted model, not a curated record. Gene Ontology annotation, molecular function: mRNA binding. The coding region runs from base 237 to 1217 and encodes 326 amino acids. The transcript is spliced from 9 exons. Lineage: Eukaryota; Metazoa; Arthropoda; Insecta; Hymenoptera; Formicidae.
GAGGAGGAGGAGGAGGAAGAGGAGGAGGAGGAGGCGGCCGCGGCCCCCGUGUUUCUUGCGAAGGGAAGGUUAUUUUCCAGUGAUACGUCCUGGAGGCGCCCGUCGUCUUCGCCGGUACAACCAUAACGCCGCCCGCUUUAAAACGACCGAGACGGGACACGGUGGAUUCAUCGCCGCCACCCGCUCGUACCGCAGCCCCCGGCAAUCCCGGACCGUCCGGCAAACUCGCCUGCAUCAUGGACGCGCCGCUAUCGCAGAGCAUGGACUCCGUUAACACGGUGGCCACCGGCGAAGACGAGGUGCGCACCUUGUUCGUGAGCGGCUUGCCGAUGGACACCAAGCCGAGGGAGCUCUAUCUGCUUUUCAGAGCGUACGAGGGGUACGAAGGGUCGCUGUUAAAAGUCACGAGUAAAAAUGGGAAAACAGCGUCGCCGGUGGGAUUCGUGACUUUUCACACAAGAGCAGGCGCGGAGGCGGCGAAGCAGGAUCUACAGCAGGGGGUUAGAUUCGAUCCUGAUAUGCCACAAACCAUACGUUUGGAAUUUGCAAAAAGUAACACAAAGGUUAGCAAACCCAAGCAACCAGCCGCUGCAGCAGCCACCUCGCACCCCGCUCUGAUGCACCCUUUAACGGGACACCUAGGGAGUCCGUUCUUCCCCGGUGGUCCUGAAUUGUGGCAUCAUCCAUUGGCGUACUCUACAGCUGGCGAAUUACCGGGCACGCUGCAACAUGCGACGCUGGUGCAUCCAGCGUUACAUCCUCAGGUCCCCGCGCCUAUGUCUCUGCCGCAUCCUACGACGUUGACGUCGAUACACGCGUCGCUGCCUCAUUUUCUACCGUCGCCGGCACUGGCGUCACCGGUCGGAUCACCCUCGUCACAGCCGAACAUAGCCGUCAGCAAUGCGCAGUGCUCCACCCUCUUUGUGGCGAACCUGGGCCAGUUCGUAUCUGAACAUGAGCUAAAGGACAUCUUCAGCAGUUUUCCUGGUUUCUCCCGGCUUCGUAUGCACACGAAGGGAGGGUCGCCAGUGGCCUUUGUCGAAUAUCAAGACGUUCGCUACGCGGCCCAGGCGAUGGCCACUCUCCAAGGAUCCUUUCUCCUCUCCUCCGACCGGGGAGCGAUACGAAUCGAAUAUGCAAAGUCAAAAAUGGCCGAGGUGGGCUUUACAAAUCUCUGGAUCGAAGGAUCAAAGAGACAAGAAAACGGCCAACCUUAAGAUUGACAUCAAUGGCAUGUAAAAAGGCAGAAUAUCGGGCAGUCCGAGAAGACGACAAAAGAACGCGCUUUAAGACAGGAUAUCCACCGGAAAACAAGACAUGAGGAAGAACCAUACAAGAAGUCGCAUUGUCGAGCAAUUAAAAGAUUCGUCGGCGAGAGAUCGCGAAAGGACGCAGAAGCAGUAACACACAUACAUAUAUAUAUAUACGAGAAAGAAGGGAACAGAAGAGAUGCAAAAAUUGCGAGCGUGGGUGGAAGGGCAAGAUUUCGCUCUUCCGCCCGAAAGGGACACAGCGAACACAUCGGUAGGCAAAUUCUUGUAAAUUCUUCGACGUUGCAGAACGGAAGUUCGUGCGACUUUAGUGGGGGGGGGGCCCAAUAUAAUCACAUAAUAAUUCCUAGGUAUAUAUAUUUUUUAACGAACUUAACUUAUCGAUUCGCGUACCUACCUUUACCUACUAUUUAUUUUCACCGUGUCUUUGAUCGCGAUCGACGACGACGGAGCGAGAGACAGGGGCGGGGGUGAUAGAAAUGUGGCUAGUGGAGCAUCGAGGAAAAGGCAACAGAAGAAUGAAGCAAGCGAGGAAAUGGAUUUUAUUUCCUGUAUGUGUAUACAUAUGUAAAGAAGAAUGGCACUCUUCGCAGUUACACGCGCACGUCAUAUCGCGAUAUUUGGUUACACGUACAUGUAUAUGUACUAUGCAUACACAAAACACACACCCGUACAAACAAAUACAUUUAUACGCGACAGUCGCGAAGAUUUUUUUCAAACAUACCAUGCCACCCUGGGAUACAUCCGCAUGUACCGUAAAAUUUACAUUCAAAUAAAUCUGUUGGAUGUUCUGGAAACAAAUUUUUGACAAAUUUCUUAAAUAAGUCACAUCGAGCUCGAAUUUUCCAAAUUGUUCAUAUUGUUGAAAAAGUAAUAGUUAUAAGUAUCGAGCUUCGCAAAAAUUAAGCUCAUUAGCACGUGAUUAAAAUACACAAUAAUGCACAAUGCGAAUCCUGGUGGUGGCUCUAACGUGAAAUUGCAUAUUCUACAUAUUGAAACGAAACAAGCGAGGCGAAGAUGAGUACAUCAAGCUUAAUACCAAAGGUGCCCUAAGAAGUGUAUUUAUGUUUUAUCAUCGGCGCAUCGCGCGCAAAAAAUGAGCGCGCGUACAUUUAACUAUUGUAUCUUGUUAAGAAGAGUCUAGUGUGUCCUAGGUGAAGAUGUAGUGCGUGUGCGUGUGCGUGCGUGCAUGCAUGCGUGUGUGCGUGCGUGUGUGUGUGUGUGCGUGC